Messenger RNA from Penicillium crustosum, 822 nucleotides. RefSeq lists its product as uncharacterized. The coding region runs from base 1 to 822 and encodes 273 amino acids. The record is from RefSeq and is a predicted model, not a curated record. Lineage: Eukaryota; Fungi; Ascomycota; Eurotiomycetes; Eurotiales; Aspergillaceae. The transcript has 2 exons.
AUGACCGAGGCUCAAUUCCCAUACGAGAUUACCUCCUGGCCCAUGGAGAGUCUCGUUGAUUCACAUAUGGGACAACACGAUGAGCUUAGCCCGCACCCUUUCAUCGCCAGCGACUUUCCUCUGCCAAUGCAGGAGGAACUGGACGCUUCCUGGACUGCGGAGCAGUUCAACUGGGCGAAUGAAUACCCGGUUAAAUCGACAGCAUUUCAGCCAUAUCCGCAAAUGUGGUAUGAUGCUGGUCUAGUAAGAGAAGAAUGUGGAGGCAAGAAAACUGAUCCUACAAGCUUCUCCCUCCACCAAUCAAGCCCCUUCCAAACCACCGAGAAUCCCCCGAUGCAUCCCCGCCCAGAUCUCGAGCUCGCAACACAAAGAGCACUCUUUAUGACUCCCACUCCAAAUACUCUCGGCUUCCCUUUCCCCGGAUCACCAUCCUCAGAUCCCAACGCAUCCCCAGAACCAAGCCAUGCUUCAUCAAGCGGGUGGGAAGGCGAAGCCGAGCACGACGAUACCCAAUACAUGCAAUUCGAUUUCGGGCCGUCAAAUUUCGGAGCCUCGGCGCCAAACGCCCAUUAUCAGGCUCAUGGUCAGACCCACAGUCUCAGCUCCCCGCACCGUCGACAAUCACGAAUAGACGAGGAGUGUCUCACACCACUCGAGAUGCCGGAUGGCAGUACCCGCAUGACAUCAAAUUGGCUGCCCGUUGACCCUGACGCGGGAUUUGCGAUUGGUUCUUCCAUGGUGAUGAAUGAGGAUAUAGCGUUCCAGGAUAUGAGGCAUGCUUUCUUCCCGUCUGUGUCCCCGGCUUGGUCAUAUGAUCGAUGA